Apodemus sylvaticus (European woodmouse) is the source of this 1395-nucleotide messenger RNA. RefSeq names its product ring finger protein 181 (gene Rnf181). The record is from RefSeq and is a predicted model, not a curated record. Bases 42 to 539 code for a protein of 165 amino acids. Gene Ontology annotation, cellular component: cytoplasm. Gene Ontology annotation, molecular function: ubiquitin protein ligase activity. Gene Ontology annotation, biological process: protein ubiquitination. The transcript is spliced from 5 exons. Lineage: Eukaryota; Metazoa; Chordata; Mammalia; Rodentia; Muridae.
AACCUAAAGCUGUGUCAGAGAAGUCCGGCAGCUCAGGAGCCAUGGCGUCUUAUUUUGAUGAGCACGACUGCGAGCCGUUGAACCCCGAGCGUGAGGCCCGCAACAAUAUGUUGCUGGAACUCGCGAGAAGAGUGCGCGGGGCUUGGAGCUGGGCCCCGGGCAGCAGAUCACUCUUUAAUAGGAUGGACUUUGAGGACCUGGGGUUGGUGGAUUGGGAACACCACCUUCCCCCACCCGCCGCCAAGGCUGUGGUGGAGAGCCUCCCCAGAACAGUCAUCAGUGGCUCCAAGGCUGAUCUCAAGUGCCCCGUGUGUCUUUUGGAAUUUGAGGAGGAGGAGACUGUCAUUGAGAUGCCCUGCCACCAUCUUUUCCAUUCCAACUGCAUUCUGCCCUGGCUAAGUAAGACAAAUUCCUGCCCUCUGUGCCGCCAUGAGCUGCCCACUGAUGACGACAGUUAUGAAGAGCACAAGAAAGACAAGGCUCGGAGGCAGCAGCAGCAGCACCGCCUGGAGAACCUCCACGGAGCCAUGUACACGUGAGGGGCAGCUAGGGCUGAGAGCUCGGCCUCUGUGAUACCUUCCCUUUGCACUUUGAAUCAUUAAAGGUUUCUUUCCCCGCCCUGCAGCUACACUGCUCACCAGCUGCAGCAGGGGCUCCUGCAUCGGAAUCCUCCACCCUGCUCACCAGUAAGGUGUCAGAUGUCAGAGGUGCCAGGUUGCACUUCCCUCUCCGCCAGCCUCUCUCUACACUCUGGGUGGGGGGGCUCUGGAGCAGCCAGGGCUUGGGUCUAAGUGUUCUUUUAGAAGUCAGACUGUGCCUGGCACUUUGUAGCUAUUUAGAACUGAUAAAUCAACUUGCACCGCCCCCUUCCGGAAAUCUCUAGUUAACCUUGGAACCUUUAGUUAACAUUGGAAUCCUGGGGGUGUUCUACAUUUCCACAGAGAAAACUUUUAACAUUGUAAAAGUUGCUGUCUGUAACCCACCCCUAUAGGCCCCCUUAUCAAGGCAGACUGAGUUGGGGACAGAAGUGAGACUAUAAAGCCAAGCCAGUUCUGCAGCUGUUUAGAGACUCGUCAAGGGGGACAAGCCCUUGUGGAGGUUUCACUAUGUGACCUUGGCUGGCUUGGAACCCACUACAUAGACCAGGCUGGCCUUGAAUUUAGGAGAUCCUUCUGCCUCUGCCUUCCCAGUGCUGGGAUUACUGGUAUGUACACACCCUUAUGAUUAUUCGAAUGGCAUCUGUCACUCUUAGUUUCUGGCAACCUCAAGAAUCUUUCCUGGAGGAAAAAUUCUUUCCAUCCCUACCUACUGGAUUGCAUCCUCCCUGAUCUCCAGAACAGACUGCAAACAUGCAAAUUAGAAUUCUUUUAAUAGAUAUAAAAAAGUACUAAAAUA